Cimex lectularius (bed bug) is the source of this 4984-nucleotide messenger RNA. RefSeq names its product TBC1 domain family member 25. The coding region runs from base 347 to 2473 and encodes 708 amino acids. The transcript is spliced from 12 exons. NCBI's taxonomy places the organism in Eukaryota, Metazoa, Arthropoda, Insecta, Hemiptera, Cimicidae. Gene Ontology annotation, biological process: activation of GTPase activity; regulation of autophagosome maturation. Gene Ontology annotation, molecular function: GTPase activator activity. The record is from RefSeq and is a predicted model, not a curated record. Gene Ontology annotation, cellular component: autophagosome.
AUAGAAGGGAUGUGUACGUGUUUUAUAUCUUGAUACUUUUGACGUUUCCAUGCCCUUCUUUGUCAUCGGAAUUUUAUCCCCCGUUUUUUCGAGUCGGACGAAACAAAACGGGCCUUCAAAUUCGUGAAAAUACCUGAACGCAAUCGGUUGCGUUCACGAUGAAAUGGGCUCUACGAUUGGAAAUAUCCGAGUUUUCCCUUGAGAGAAAGCAAAAAAUAAAAAAAAAUUAUGCGAAUUGACGAGGGACGGCUUCUCAUGUCUGGAAACGUUUCGACAUCAGAUCGCCAGAACUCAGUCCAAAAACUUCUCCGGAUGUAGAGAACUCAAGACGGGAGGAAUUGAGACCAUGGCGCAGAUUUUCGGCUAUAAACGUGAGGCGAUAAGGGUGAAAGUUAUGAAAUGUGAGGGUGUCCUCACCCCAGAGUACAAGAAGUUCAGCAUUGACCCGCAGAUCACUUCUUACGAGGUACUCCUCAGCUUGCUCGUCAAGGCUUUUGACAUUAAAGGCGAUUUUUCAGUUUGCUAUAAAGUAUUUGACGAUUAUGGUCAAGAAACAUAUCUACCUCUUCUCUCCGACUGGGAUUUGGAUGCUGCCUUUUUAAGUGCUUCCGAGCCUCAUUUAAACUUAAGGAUCGAGGCACGGCCUUUUGAAGAAACGUGCGAAAUCGAAGAGAACCCCGUUCAGCUCAUAGAGGCGAAGCCAUCCCACGGUCUACCUGGUUUCAUUAUGAAUCGGGUAAAUAUUUUCUUGAAGGUUGAAAAAACUUUUAAUCUUGUACAAAGGGCGCUUAACUUCACUGAAGAAGUGCAGUCAGCGCCUGUAAGCAAUCUUCCUCCCCGACCACCGCUCAUGGACGCUGAAUUUCGUCAGUUUCUAGAUCCCAUCGGCGAAGUUAUUGAUAUUGCACAACUGAGAUCUGUUAUUUACUAUGGUGGAAUUGAUCCUAGUCUAAGAAAAGUUGUCUGGAAGCACAUUUUAAACGUUUAUCCCAAAGGAAUGUCAGGAAAACAGAGGAUGGACUAUAUGAAAAGAAAAUCUAAUGAAUAUACUGUAUUAAGAGAUAGGUGGAGAGAAAUGGUGAAAAAUGGCAAGAUGGUCGGUGAUUUAGCCUAUGUGACAGGAAUGGUUAAAAAAGAUGUGCUAAGGACAGACAGGCAUCAUGUUUUUUAUGCUGGAAGUGAUGAUAAUAAAAAUAUUGCAUCUCUUUUUAAUAUAUUAACCACAUAUGCGUUGAAUCAUCCAUCUGUCAGUUAUUGCCAGGGUAUGAGUGACCUGGCAUCGCCGUUACUCGUCACGAUGAAUGAUGAAGCACAUGCUUAUAUUUGUUUCUGCGCUUUGAUGAAAAGAUUGGCACCAAAUUUCUUGCUUGAUGGCAUUACAAUGACCAAAAGGUUUCAACACCUUGCUGAUGGCUUGCAACACUAUGACCCAGUUUUCUACCAAUACUUAAAAUCUUAUCAGGCGGAUGAUUUGUUGUUUUGUUAUCGUUGGCUUUUACUCGAAAUGAAACGAGAAUUCGCUUUUGAUGAUGCAUUGAGAAUGCUUGAGGUUAUGUGGAGCUCUUUGCCUCCAGCAAAUCCUGAGGAAGAGCUGCAGCUUUACGAGCAGGAGUUCAUGAAAAGUCCACCUGUACCGAGCCCUCGGCCGAAAGAAAAUGCUUAUACCAAAAUAUGUGCACUAAGAAGAGGAGUUAACCACAUAAGUUUAGAAGAGACACCAAGAAAGCCUUUGGUGAAGACAAGACCGUAUACAAGUCUCGAUGAUACAUCGAUCAGAAAGCUUCAGGAAGUUAGUCCCAAGGCACCGAGGAUCGUUAGGAAUCUUAAUGAAUUUUUCUCCUUGGAAAAAACCAAGGAUAAACCAAAAGAAAAGGUCUCGCCUGAUGAUUCUACCGAAUAUUACCCUAUGACAAUCUCUUUAACAAGGGAAUUGAGAUUAGACCUGGAAAACCUUGAUAGACACGUAUUUGGCAAUGAUUCAAAGACCGAGGAUGUUUUUGUUUGGGAAAAUCCUUUAAGGAAUGAAAUGUCACCCGAUGAAAUUGAAGUUAGUGUGACGCAGAGUGAAGCAAAACCAAAAUCACCUACAAACUGUGGGAACGAAGCGAAGUCUAGCCUCUUGGAAAGACGAAGGGUAACAUUAGAAGAGAUACCGACAUCAAAUGGAAAAUUAGAAACUAGCCAGAAUGAGAAAGCAGAACCGAGGCAGCUUUGCGGUCCGCUACCUUCUCCCAGGGAGUUCGGCGAUGGAAACCCAUUUUUAAUGUUCCUCUGCAUCACCGUUCUGACACAGCACAGGGAGCCGAUCAUGCACCAGGGCAUGGACUACAAUGAGAUGGCCAUGCACUUCGACCGGAUGGUAAGGAAGCACGACGUCACCAAGGUACUCAAUCAAGCCAGGCUCAUGUACGAGUCUUAUCUCAAACUCUAUGAUUUUUCAACAAAGAAAUCAAAUGAUACAUUGAAAGUUUGACAGUUUGGAGACAACUAUUGAAUUCGAGAGUAUUUUUAACGAUCAAGACUGAUCCCUGUUUUAUUCCCUACAAUUCCUGACUUAUUUAAUAAGCUGCUGUAUUACAUUCCUCACAAGCUUUGUUUAGAGUGAAUGAAGCUUUUGAGAAAACCUUGCUGGAAAUUAAAUUAUUUUAAAAUUUUAAUUCUGCAAAUCUUAUCUACACGAGCAUAUAGAUUAUUCCAAAGAAUGUAAAUUUAAGGACAUUUAAAGAUACACAUCUUUUACUAUUUUUAUGAGUUACUAAAAAAAAGUAUUGGUUGAAAUCUAUUGGUUGUAGUUGUAUGUGUACAUUAUAUUUGAUAUGAAAAGUAAAUACUGCAAAUUUUAUAUGGUUUAGUGUUUUAUUAGUGAAUAUAAAAUUUUAAAAAAAAAUCCUUAAAAGUGAUAUGAGUCAACACCACGGGAUAUUUUUUUGUAAUGAAUGUAAGUUUUAGAAAUGAAAUGUGAUAAUUAGAAUACUUUUAUUCAUUUAUAAUUUUAGUUGAUACUUAAUUUAAGAAUAUAUAUAUAUCAAUGCAAUAAAUAUUAUACAUGUUUAUAAUUACUGAACGAUUUGAUUUAUAUAUUUAAACUUCAAAGCAUUUGCUUUUUGAGAAUUAUUAAGCAUUUUGUUCAUUUUAAUAGGAAGUGUAUGUAGUGAAACUUCCAUUAAUGGACACUCUUGGGGAAUGAAAUAUUAUGUGGCUUAGAGAGGGUGUGUAUAUUAUGUCAGCUUUCUGGAGAAAAUUGAAAAAAAUGUUUAGUAUUACAAGACAGGCUAUAAACAAUAAAUUAAUUCCCCAUUCCACUGGAUGUACAUCUAUCCCUUCCUUCUGCAAAUUCUCGGAGAAAAAUUUCCUGGCUGACAUACAUUUGCAAAAGUGAAGCAUUACAUGUUUAAGUGAUUCCUUUACUCAUCACACCUCACGAUUGGGAUGUUUUCCUGCCAAUCUUAUCAAGGUUCGCAACACAGAUGCUGUGGUUAUUCUUACCAUCCUCUUCGCAGUCACACAUUUAAUUUUUCUUGAAUUUUACAUAUUAAUUUUUUCUUUAAAUGUCAAAUACACGCGGGGAGGCAUAUUUAAUAUUGUGGGUAGAUGAAUUAACUCAUAAAUGUCACAACAAAUAAACUGUAUUAAACGUGAAACAUUGUUUAGUAAUUUCAUUUUUAGUCGCAAAAUGAUCGUUACUUCUCUCUGAUCCAGGGAUGAAAGUGACGAUUUAAAUGAUAGCAGGAGUAAACCAAUGCAUUGUGGCCAUCAGCCAAAAUGUUAUCUUGUCGAAAUUCAAAGUCAAGCUGAUGAAGUACAUUUGCAAAGUGGCAAAAUCAAAGAAUUAGAGUCGAAGGACGAUACAUGCAAAACACAUUGGGGAACUGGUAUUCUCACAAAAAUUUCAUCCCACUUUUGGGAGAGUUUUAGAGUCAGAUAUACAUAUGUCAAAAAAGCAGUCUGCGUUCAUUAAUGGCAGGUUUCACUUCAUUUUUUAUUUUAACACUCGCAUCGCUAUUGGUAAGAAAUAACAUGGUCAGCCAUAGUGGGUCUUUUUAGACCCAAUUUUUUUGAACUGAAAAACUACAGUACAGGUUUUUUUAUAACGUUUAUUAUUUAGUAUGUACAUAAGCGAAUUAUAAACAGAAAUUUUCAUUUGUAUGCUAAAAUUGUACAUAUAUAAUUUUACAUUUUAUAAAAAAUUUCUUGUGUAGGUAUGAUGAAAUUUAAUUAUUUUAUGAAAUUUAUUUUACAUUAUUACCUAAAUAUUACGUUAUACUUUCUUGUUUUUUGGUUGACAUACAAUUUGUUCGCAUUUAUUACAUCUGGUAUAUAUUGUUGCCAGAUCAAAGACAUCGACCAUCAGGAAGAACAUUUUGUUCUUCUUCCUGCCUCUGAAACUAUAUCAUCCGCACAAGUAAAAACAGAGUUAGCAUCCAUUUAGAUCCCUUUCAUACAGAAACUGUACAAACUAAAAUGUGAGAGCUUUGAAGGAACUUGAAGGGUGCAAGUAGUAGGACAAACCCUUGUUCCACCUGAGUAGUAUUAACAAUUGUAUUUAGAAAAAAAAAAUUGGGCUGCAAUUGUGGAUCUAAAUAAACCCAAGUAUCUUUUUAUUUUUAAAGAAAAUUAUGUUAAAAGGUCAGACCUAAUAGAAGAAUGCAUUGGAGGGUAGAUAAAAAUAAAUAAAAAAUAGACGGCACAAGAAAAGAAAAGAAAAAUCACUGGGUUUUUCAACUCUCGAUGGCCGGGCGAGUGUUACUGUGAAGUCACCAGAAGUCAGAAUUUGUCCGUUAAAGUAAAGUGUCCGCUUUUUAGAGAUACCAUUAAGUGAAGUUUCACUGUAUAAUGAAAAUAAAUGGUCACAUUCCAGAUUUUAUGAUGAUACCUUUAUUUAUUUAGUAUAAAAGUUUAUUGAAAUAAAUUUUGUAAUUGCUUUUAUGAUUUGACAUGUUAUGUUAUUAUGUCGGUGAAUAAUUUACUAUUAUUAUUCAGAAAU